Spodoptera litura is the source of this 2256-nucleotide messenger RNA. RefSeq names its product nonribosomal peptide synthetase ebony (gene e). NCBI's taxonomy places the organism in Eukaryota, Metazoa, Arthropoda, Insecta, Lepidoptera, Noctuidae. The record is from RefSeq and is a predicted model, not a curated record.
CUAGGACGACUCGCAAUUCAAGCGGAGAACACAAGGACUAUAUAAAUUCGUAGAGGCUGAGUGCGCUGGCAGUCCGCGCACUAACCGUACGAUGUGCAUAGACCUGCAAUUAAAAAAAAAAGUACGUUGACAGUUUCAAUCGCGCGGGAAAUUUGACGUGUAGUGAUCGUUCGAUUUUUACAAUAGUUAUUGACUGUGAUUGUGUGAUUUUUGUUUUAUUUUUUUUCGUUACGUGUGAUUUUUUGACUGAAUUAAACAAUGGGCUCCCUGCCUCGGGUCUCAGUGGUGAACGGCGCCCGCACGCCGGUGCCUGCCGCCCCACUACCACAGCACCUCUCACACCUGGCCACCAGUGAUAACACCGCCCUGGUGUAUUCAGAUGAGACUUGCAGUGUUCGAGUGAGUUAUGCAGAAUUGGAAGCUCGCACUAACGCCCUUGCCAGAGCCAUAACAUCACGCGCUGCACCUAAGGGAGCUAACAGAGAUGGAGAUUACGUCAUCGCUGUGUGUAUGCAGCCUACACACAAUACCAUCACCACCUUGCUGGCGACUUGGAAGGCUGGCGCUGCAUACGUGCCGAUGGAGCCGAGCUUCCCUCAAGCUAGGAUCUCACAUAUCUUGAAAGAUGCUGAACCAGCCCUUGUUAUUUAUGAUGAGACAGCCAAUCCAGCCAUGUUUUCUGAAAGUGGCAUCCCAACAGUGUCAUUCGAGGAGUUGUCACAUAAAGCUAGUGGACUAUCAGCUGAGGCUGUCCAAGAUGUGGAGGUACUGGCUCCAGCGAGGAGUGAGAGCAUCGCCAUCGUACUGUAUACUUCUGGCAGUACUGGUAUACCGAAAGGUGUUCGUCUCUCCUACUCAGCAGUUUGUAACCGUCUCUGGUGGCAGUUCCAAACCUUCCCGUACACUGACUCUGAAGUACAUUGCGUCUGGAAGACUGCUCUGACCUUCGUGGACUCUGUCUGUGAGAUCUGGGGACCUCUACUGCACGGCAGGACCUUGGUCAUCCUGUCCCGAGAGACCACUAGGGAUCCUCAGAAACUGGUCAACGUUUUAGCUGAUAACCAGAUCCAACGUCUAGUGCUGGUACCAACUCUUCUUCGAUCUAUCCUCAUGUAUCUUUCCUUGAAACCUUCCGAGAGACCUCUCCAACACCUCAAACUCUGGGUAUGCUCUGGAGAGACCCUGAGCAAGGACCUGGCUGCACAAUUCUUCAAGAACUUCGGUGACCAUAAUGGGUAUAAACUGGCGAACUUCUACGGCAGUACUGAAGUGAUGGGAGAUGUUACUUACUAUGUGUUGGAGAAUGCUCGUCAGCUUGAUAUCCAUUCUACUAUUCCUAUUGGAACUCCACUGAACAAUUGUGCCGUGUACCUUCUGGAUGAGGAGAUGAACCCGGCUCAUGAGUCGGAGCCUGGCGAGGUCUGGGUGGCUGGACGGAACCUGGCGGAGGGCUACGUCGGAGGACAGGGAGCUGACAAGUUCAUUGAUAACCCUCAUGCUGCUCAUCCAGACUUCGCUCGUCUGUAUCGUACUGGUGAUUUCGGCGUGCUUCAGAAGGGAGUGAUCCUGUACGCUGGUCGCACUGACUCACAGAUCAAGAUCAGAGGACACAGGGUCGACCUGCACGAGGUGGACCGAGCUGUCGCUGGAGUCGACGGCGUUGAGAAAUGUGUAGUGCUAUGCUACGGUCUAGAUCGUGGUAACCCUGAGAUCCUGGCCUUCGUCGCCAUCAAGCCUGAAGCCAGGAUCGCUGCUCAGCAUAUUGAGGCUGCCCUCAAGAACAGCCUCACACAUUACAUGAUUCCUCAGGUGAUUGAAGUAGAGAGCAUACCGUUGCUGGUGAACGGAAAAGUGGACCGACAGGCACUACUCAAGAUGUAUGAAAACACCAAUAAUAAUGAUGAUUCAGAAAUACCCCUAGAACUGGACUACUCGUCUGUUUCUCCAUCGGACAUGCAAGCUGCUAAGGUUCUGUUCGAGACGGUGGGCGAGGUGCUGGGCCGGGCUGUCCGCGGAGCCAUCGGCGUCCGGGCCGGCUUCUACGAGCUGGGAGGAAACUCACUCAACUCUAUUUAUACCAUCACCAGGUUGAGAGACAAGGGAUAUUAUAUUGAUAUCAGCGACUUCCUCGGUGCGUCGAACCUGGGCGAGGUACUGUCCCACCUGGCCACCAGUCCGCAGCAGGACGACGACGACAAGGAGCUGUUCUCUGCUGAACCACUCGCUGACGAACAUAAACAGGAGGUUAUAGAGUAA